AUGCAAUCGAUGAAUACUGAUCAACAAACAUAUUAUCCUAAUUCAACAGGAACACAUCCAGCGGCAGCUGGUUAUUACAUACCGAAUGGAAUAGAACAUUUUCCCAUGACAAAUUCAAAUACAUUUGCACAAUCACAACAUAUGAGUGCACCAUUUUACAAUCCACAAGUGUCGAAUGUUUAUGGACAACAACCGUUUUAUAUGAAUCCUUAUUUACAAAGUCCACCAUUUCAUUCAACUAGUGCACGAGCACAAAAUCCAUCCUAUGUUCCUAUUAUUCGACCACCGAAUGAAACUGUUAAUGCAACACAAGGUUAUAUCCCACAUACAGCAUAUUCAGCAUAUGGAAAUAGUAAUAUACAACAAACACCACAUAUGUAUUCUCAAGCACCAUUUUAUCGUUAUCCUAUGCCACAAACAUUUCCACCACAAAAUUUUCCACAACCAAUAUCAUCAUCGCAAAUAUCUAAUCAACCACAAUCACAAUUGCAAUAUUCUACAGCUAAUAAUCAGCAAGGAACCCAAUCAUCACAAACUCAUCAAACGCAAACAUCUCAAGCGUCAUCAAUUGACCAACAACAUGGUAUAUUAUCUCAACCGUCACAUUCAAAAGAAAAACGUACAAGAAAACCCAUACCUAUUGUUGAUCCUGUUUCACAGAAAGCUUUAGAAGUAAAAGCAUUAAAUCCAACGACUUAUACAUCUUCAACUACAACAACAACAACAGUAGCAACAAAUGAUGAUAAUCAACAAAAAGAUUCAGCAACUGAUUCAACAACGAUACAUUCAAAAGUAACAGAUGAUCCAAAUAAAACAAAAACACGAGAAGUAUUUCUAAAACAAUUUGCUCGUUUAUUAGAUCCAACUGUUCAAACAGAUAAGAAUGUAAAUCAAUCAUCAACCGAUGAUUUGACUGAUGAUAAAACAACGAAAGAGAAACAAACGGAAGAUGUUGCAUCACAAUCAAGCUCAACGUCUCUAACAAAGUUGGCAACAUCAACACCAAAUGAAUUAACUGAACAACCUCAACCAGGUCAUCCGGGUGUUCCUGUUCGAAGCAUAAGUGAAGAGAAAUCAAAAAAUCAAGAUGAAAUAAAAGAUAAUGAACAAGAUGAAAUAAAACAUAAUGAACAAGAUGAAAUAAAAGAUAAUGAACAAGAUCAAAAUAAUUCUGAACAACAAAUUGAAACAAUAACAUCAACGUCUGAUGAUACAACUGAUGAUUCAACAACUCGAACUAAUGAUGAAAAUGUACGAACAGAAAAUAUCUUACCUGAUGAUUCCAAUACAACAAAUCAAUCUCCAUCUAUAACAUCAUUAUCUAAUACAGAAACUGUACAAUGUGUAACACCACCUGAAACACUAAUAUCAUCGAAUGAUAUGGAGUCUGAAUCAAUGAGUAUUGGAAAAACUUCAUCAAUAUCAAAACGACUUAGUUAUACUAAACAAGAACUUCUUAGUAAACGAACAGAUCCUAGUGCACAAAAGCGACCAAAUGCUCUUAAAUCAAUUGAUGGUGUUACUGAGCCACCUAUUAUUCGUCCACCACCAAAUAGUAUUAGUAAAGGACCACAAAUACCCUUAGAUAAACCACCAUUACAGAAUCGAAGUGAUAAUCCAUAUAUGCCAGUUGAUCGAAAUAGAAUUGAUUUAAAUAUUAAAUUUGUACGUGAUAUUACAUCAAUAUUAAAUAAAGUCACACCACAAACUUAUGAUAAAUUAUUAAAACAACUUGAUGAACUUGAACUUGAUCGUUAUGAACGUUUAGAUGGAAUGAUAACAAAUAUUUUUUCAAAAGCAGUUGAUGAACCAAAAUUUUCAUUUUUAUAUGCAAAAUUAUGUCAAUAUUUUCAACGAAAACAAGUUACUGUACCGGAUGAAAAUGGUCAAAGACUGACACAUAGUUUUCGACAAUUAUUAUUAACACGUUGUCAAAAAGAAUUUGAAAAUGAUUAUCGACAAGAAAUUGGAUAUGAAAAACGAAAAAUUGAAGUUGAAGCUAUUACAGACGAAAAAGUUCAAAAAGAAGAAUCUGAAAAAUUAGAAGAAAAUUUAGCUAAAGCUAAACGAAAAAAAUUAGGCAAUAUUUUUUUUAUUGGUGAAUUAUUCAAAUUACAAAUGUUAACAGAUACUAUUAUGUAUGAUUGUAUUGAUUACUUAUUAAAAGAUAAAACUGACGAAGAAAGUCUCGAAUGUUUAUGUAAACUUUUAAAUACUAUUGGCAAAGAACUUGAUGUUAAAACAAGUGAAAAGGCUAAUUGGAUUGCUCGUCGAGCUGAAGCGAAACCAACAACAAUUGAUGAAAUUCAUGAACAAGAACGAAUCAAACGUGAGCAACAAGAACGUGAUCAAGAACGUGACAAAGCAUUACGUCGAGAAUCGAAUCGCAAUGCCAAUAAUGCUUAUGGGGCUAAUCCACAACAAUAUACUGAGUCACGUGGUAAUCGUGGUAGUAGUACUAAACAACAAUCAAAUCGAACAGAUGACGAACAAAGUGGAAAUCGUUUUACUGUUAAUUCAGUACGACAAUUACAAUCAAAUGAUAAAAGAAAUCAAGGACCAUUACCAUUAAAUUUAGCUCCACAAGGUGCAUGGUCUAAGGGAUCAGGGGUUGAAAAGAAAUCUGAAAAUGAUCGUUCAAAUACUGUACGAAGUGGUAAACCUCCUACUGGUCCUGUUGUACAAACAAGAUCUAAAGUUGGUACAUCGAACGGUACAUCUGCUUAUCCUUUACAAUCUCAAUCAUCUCGCGAAUUCGUACGUGAAAAUUCUACGGAAUCAACAAGAAAAACAAGUGGGGCUGGAUUACCUAGUCCAAAUAAUGUUUCAGUGACAAAUUCACGUGAAGGUUCACGUAAUGUUAGUCGUGAACAACCACGUGAAGCAAAUAUUAAUGAACGAGCAUCGAAUGCUAAUACUACAGUAGUAUCAAAUAAAACAUCUACAUCAACAACAAAUAAUACUAAUCUAUCAAAAGCACCAUAUGAUGAAGAGAAAACUAUCGGACAUGUACAUUCAUUAAUUGAAGAAUAUACAGAAAAUUAUUCCGAUGAUGAUGAUCGACCUAUAAAUGAAGCCGUUGAUGAUUUAACGGAGUUUUGUACAUCAAAUGUUGAUCAACAAGCACUUAUUAUUCGAGAAUUAUUUACGAAUGUAUUAGAAGCUAAAUCACGUGCACGUAAAGCUAUUGGACAUUUACUUGAUAUAGUACUUCAUAAAAAUAUUAUAUCUGAAGAAGCAUUUCUAUCUGGUUUUAAAAUGGUUAUUGAAUUAGUUCCAGAUUUUGCAGUAGAUAUUCCUCUUAUUUGGCAAUAUAUUGGUGAAAUUCUUGGUGCAUUUAUUGGUGGUCCAACAUCGAAUAUGUUAUGCUUAAAAUCUCUUUUACAAUUAGUACCCGAUGAAAAAUGUAAACAAUUAUUUCAAUAUAUUAUUCGCUAUGCCGUUGAACUUUCUUCGAAGUCACGUAUACAAAGAUUUUGGCAAUCAUCCGGUUUUUCAUUAAAUGAUUUAUUUAAAUCAGAUUCUCUUGAUUCUUCAUUUAUUAAUGAAUAUAGUUGGUUAUCUGAAACAACCGGAUCAGAACCAACAACACCAUUAUCAACACCAACACCAACAACGACAUCAUUAGUAAAAGAAAAUCUUGUACCACGCGCUGAUGUGCAACUAAUUAAAUUAUUUAAAUCUGUUAAUGAUCAAGGUACCAUGGUCACUGAUACAGAAAUUAUUACAUAUAUUCAAACACAUAUGAGUUCAAAAGAUAAAUUUUAUAUUCGUAAUAUUGUUUUAUCUUAUUUGGAAGCAUGUUUGAUAAAUCGUGAACCACAAAAAAAGAUUCAAGAAGAUAUUGCAAAAAAUCGAAUGACUGUUCUUAAGAAAAUUAUUGAACAUAAACCAGAUGCUGAAAUUCAAGCUGUUUAUGCUAUACAAAAUUUUGUUAAUAAACUUGAACAUCCACCAAAAAUGGCUCAAUUGUUGUUUGAUAUUUUCUAUGAUGAAGAAUGUGUAAGUGAAGAUGCAUUUUUUGAAUGGCUUAGACAUCCGGAUCAAUCUGAAACUGAAGGACAUUCUGUUGUUGAAAUAUCAACAAAGGAUUUUUUUACUUGGUUAGAACAAGCCGAAACUGAAAUCGAAGAAGGUGAAGAAGAAGAAGAAAGUUAA
Molecule: messenger RNA, 4158 nt
Organism: Rotaria sp. Silwood2
Lineage: Eukaryota; Metazoa; Rotifera; Eurotatoria; Philodinida; Philodinidae
Source: the annotation of a GenBank genome assembly